This is a messenger RNA of Caenorhabditis angaria, 612 nucleotides long. The record is from the annotation of a GenBank genome assembly. NCBI's taxonomy places the organism in Eukaryota, Metazoa, Nematoda, Chromadorea, Rhabditida, Rhabditidae.
AUGGAUAAAAGUCAACCUGGACUUGGAAUACAAUUAGCGAUUUUUGCUCCUGGUAAGUGAAGUUUCUUCAACAGAAGUGAAUACUAGUUUUAUUUAUAGAUUCAAUUGGAAUUCCUCGUGCUAGGAGAAUUCGAAAGCAGAGGCUCGCUCAAUUUUCAUUUCUGGAAGAUCGCCUUGCAAUAUUUCCAAAAUCGUGAAUCACAAGAUGUAUUCUACUUAUUUAUGAGGUGAGCCACGAGAAAGAAAAUCGAUGAACGUUUGUUUUUCGAGUUUUUGAGCUUUGAAAGUUUCCAAGUUUCAAGUUUAUGAUCAUUAUCACACCCUAUCUCAAAAAGGUCGUUCACAAUUUCAAAGUGAGAAAUUACGAUUAAUAAUACUCUUGGAGAAUCAUCCUUAUAAAUAUAUUAUCCUUUCUCAAUUUUCAGCAUGAAAUGCGCUUAUGGCUUCACACAGUGCUGUAUCUCUCCUCGUUGGCUCAAAAUGAUAAGAAACAGAAGUUCUCGUCAAAAGAUUGCCGAAGUCAACACCAAAUCAUUCAUUAGAAUGCCAAAGGAAUCUUCUCAUGCUUAUAUUCUACUAGUUUGGAGAUUGAAACAAUCAGAAAAUAACUAA